Cynara cardunculus var. scolymus (artichoke) is the source of this 1982-nucleotide messenger RNA. RefSeq names its product probable folate-biopterin transporter 2. The record is from RefSeq and is a predicted model, not a curated record. The transcript is spliced from 5 exons. NCBI's taxonomy places the organism in Eukaryota, Viridiplantae, Streptophyta, Magnoliopsida, Asterales, Asteraceae. Gene Ontology annotation, cellular component: membrane. Bases 272 to 1834 code for a protein of 520 amino acids.
GCAGGUAAGUAGAUAUUUAGCACUAGAAGAUGGGUUAAGAUGAUGGAUUGCAAUCACUAACCAAAACCCAUUUCAUAGAUUUAAAAGAACCCCAGAAGACAGCUCCAAUCAGAUCCAAGAUCCACCCACAUAUGGGGAUCGUUGACUUUGACUUUUGAGGUUCCUUCAAAGCUUUCAAUACUUUUUGAGCGAUGUUCACAUCUUUAGAAUAAAUCUUGAAAUACCCAUUUGUGGAGAACACUUUCUUAAAGUUGGGGGAAAAGUUGAAUGAAUGAUGGUGGGAGAAGGCAAAAUUCAAGAAACCCAUAGCAGGGAAGAGCAGCAAGUUGAAGGGGAUGAAAAUGGAAGCCCAAAAAGAGGGAUCUUGAUGGGAUGUUGUAAUACUAUCAGGGCUCCAAUUGAUUGGUUCAGAAUGCUAUCAAAGGAAACACAUUGGAGUCUUGUGGGUGGGGUUGUGGCUGUUUAUGGCAUAAAUCAAGGAUUUGGUGGAGCUCUUGCUAGAGUGGGUACAGAAUACUAUAUGAAAGAUGUGCAGAAAGUCCAACCAUCUGAAGCACAAGCUUAUAAAGGAAUCACCAACAUUCCAUGGAUUAUUAAACCUAUUUGGGGUCUUCUUACAGAUGUUGUUCCCAUUUUCGGGUAUCGCCGGAGACCUUAUUUCGUUCUUGCUGGUAUUCUAGGAAUUCUAUCGAUGUUUUUCUUGUCGUUCCACGAAAAACUGCAUAUUGUACUAGCAUUGGUGUGUUUAACAGUAGGAAGUGGUGGAGUUGCGAUAGCCGAUGUGACAGUUGAUGCUUGUGUGGCUCAGCAGAGCGGUAUUCAUCCUUCUCUUGCUCCAGAUAUGCAAAGCUUAUGUGCCCUGAGUUCAUCCAUUGGAGCUCUAAUCGGAUUUUCUUUAAGUGGUGUCUUUGUUCACCUAAUUGGUCCGAAGGGAGUUUAUGGGUUGCUAAGUAUACCAUUUGCGCUCGUGUUGCUAGUUGGCCUCGUGCUCAAGGAACCUCACUCACCGAGCUUUGCUUACAGACAGAUAAACGAGAAAUUUCUUGACGCUGCUUCGGCUAUGUGGACUACUUUGAAAUGCCAAGAUGUGUGGCGACCGUGUUUGUAUAUGUAUCUCUCCUUCGCGUUGAGUUUGAAUAUCUACGAAGGCUUGUUCUAUUGGGAAACAGAUUCGAAGGCCGGCCCAUCUUUCUCCCAGGAGACUAUCGGUUUCAUAUUAUCGAUUGGCUCGGUUGGAUCCCUUUUAGGCGCGAUAUUAUAUCAAUAUGGUUUAAAGACUCAUCCUUUCCGAGCUCUGCUAUUUUGGACUCAGCUGUUUUUCGGCUUGUCGGGAAUGCUUGAUCUUGUCUUCAUACUAAGACUUAACCUAAAACUAGGAUUGUCCGACUACUUUUUCGCGGUUAUUGAUGAAAGCGUGUUCCAGUUGGUUGGCCGUUUGAAAUGGAUGCCGCUACUCGUCUUAUCUUCGCAACUUUGUCCUCCUGGCAUCGAAGGCACGUUCUUUGCUCUGCUAAUGUCGAUCGACAAUUUUGGACUCAUGUCGUCGACCUGGUUAGGUGGGUUACUUCUUCAUGUCUUAAACGUCACGAGGACCCAAUUCGACAACUUAUGGCUAGCUAUUUUGAUUCGAAACGUGCUUAGAAUCGUACCUCUCGCUUUCCUAUUCCUAGUGCCGAAAAGUAGUCCCGAGUCAUCGGGCUUUUCUCGUAUGGAAGUAUUGAGCAUUUUAGAAGAUGGUGAAUCUCAUAUAGAAGUAUCGGGUAUUUUAGAAGAUAGCGAAUUGUCGAAAUCCGAGGAGGUGGAACUUACGCCACUCGUUAGUAACAUUGGUUGAACUCGGGUUUCGGCGACCUCAAUAUAACGAGGUUGGUAUAGGUCUCAAAACAUCGAGAAGAAUUCAUUCUUUACAUAUCUUGUUACAAUGAUUCGAAGUUGCAUACGAGAUGAAAUUUUUGUUGUCUGUUUAUCGAGAAGACAAAUAA